Molecule: messenger RNA, 618 nt
Organism: Rhagoletis pomonella (apple maggot)
Lineage: Eukaryota; Metazoa; Arthropoda; Insecta; Diptera; Tephritidae
Exons: 3
Coding region: 145-618 (157 amino acids)
Molecular function (GO): protein binding
Source: RefSeq, a predicted model, not a curated record
GGCAUACACAAAUCAUAUUCUAGAAGAUAACUUUAUAAUAGACUGAUCAACAGGUCAUAAGCGCUCCAUAGUAAAUACAAACCACCAGCAAAAGUACGAGUACAUAAAUUCCCAUCAAUAAAGGAAAUUUCAAUACGCCCAGCAAUGGCAACAAAUGGUACACGUCAACUAAUACCAAAUGUGAUUGGUUAUGGCCUCACACCUUUCGUCAAGAAAUUACUGAAUAACAUAUGCAACUUUUACGAUGAGCAGGACCUCAUAGAUGUAACAUUUAAGUUGUCUAAUCCAACUGCCUUAAUUCCAGCACAUCGCUUGAUACUCUCAGCGGCAAGCCCUUAUUUUAAGGAUCUUUUCAAAAGCCACAAGGGCCUAACUCCGGUUAUUGAAUUAAAUAACAUAGACAGUGACACCUUUGAGCUUUUAAUAGCUGAGUAUACAUUGCAGCGGGCAUAUUGUUUAGAGCGUGAAACUCAUUGUGUACCACUGUAUGAGAAACUCUUGGAAUAUGAAAUAAAUAAUUUUAUGGAAGCGGAACUCAAACUUCAGAUCCCGAAAUAUAACUGCAAGAUGGAUCGUAGAUAUUCAAAUCAAUUGACACAAAAGGGCAUACAAGAGUAG